AUGAAUUCCGAGGAAAUACGUGACGCGUUGAAUUCAAUGGAAAAUUCCAGUGUUAGUGGUGAGAAUUUUAGUCCAGAUGAAAAUGAGUACAUCCCAGAUUCAGGCAGUGAUACAAGGAGUGAUGACAGUAUUGAUGAAGAACUCGAUGCUAGUGCUAAAAAUGUUAAUAAUACUGCUGAUGAAGAACAGACGGACACUACGACAGCAUGGGCCUCACCUGCUACCGGAGAGACUUUGAAGAAUUUCGAAGAAUUUACCAAUCCACCCCAGGUUUUGCAAUAUGAUGCCAGUACGCCAUUUCGAUAUUACAGAAAGUUUUUGACCGAUGAGAUAUUGGAUAUUAUUGUUGAAGAGACAAAUAGGAAUGCAAACUCUCAAGUAACUGUCAUCGGUAAUCGCAGCAGCAGUAGGAUGAAUAUGUGGAAAGACACUGAUCGCCAAGAGAUCAUGGAGUUUCUGGCCAUAGUCACGUAUAUGGGAAUGCAAAGUACAGUCCUCACCUAG
Messenger RNA from Anastrepha obliqua, 504 nucleotides. RefSeq lists its product as uncharacterized. Lineage: Eukaryota; Metazoa; Arthropoda; Insecta; Diptera; Tephritidae. The record is from RefSeq and is a predicted model, not a curated record. The transcript is spliced from 2 exons. Bases 1 to 504 code for a protein of 167 amino acids.